UAUUCGAACCACGCCGCACUUCAGUCUCCAUCACGCCGCGUAGUACGCCAUUGAUGCUCUUACUGCUAGCGUUGUUGGAUUCCCGCCAGACACCAUUUUCAAGGGUUUGAUAAGAAGUUCUUUUCGUUUUGACUGUUGAGAGGAACUUUAAACAUAGCCAUGGACUCUCCUAGGCGGAAAGAUUCACCCUCAGGGAAUUACCGCCACCAUAAGGAUAGUGUACGAAGCAGAUCACCUGGGCAUCGCCAUCAAUCACGUCGUUCUCGCUCAUAUGAUGAGGAUAGAGGAGAAAGAAGACAUCAUGAAAGACGUGAUAGAGGAGACAGAGGUGGUGACAGAGGAGACAGAGGUGGUGACAGAGGAGAUAGAGGAGGUGAUCGCUACCAUAGUCGUUCAAGAUCUCCAAUGUCAGGAAGAAAACGACACAGUAACAUGCAUGGUAGCAGUCAUCGUGGUGGUGGAGGAGGUGGUGGGGGUGGUGGGCCACCAGAUAAUCCAGAACCUACCCGAUGCCUUGGUGUAUUUGGAAUGGGACUUUAUACAACAGAAACUGAACUACAGCAUGUGUUUGCUAAGUAUGGUCCUCUAGAGAAAGUACAAGUUGUUAAAGAUGCCAAGACUGGACGUUCCCGAGGAUUCGCCUUUGUCUACUUCGAGAGUUUAGAAGAUGCCAAGUUGGCAAAAGAGCAAUGCACAGGCCUAGAAAUUGAUGGUCGACGCAUCAGGGUGGAUUACUCAAUUACUCAGCGACCCCAUACUCCUACUCCAGGCAUCUAUAUGGGAAGACCAACCAUAACAAGUGGGCGGUAUGACAAAUAUGACCGUAAUGAAAGAGGAUACCGUCGGUCACCUUCGCCCUACUAUGAGAAAAACUAUCGUUCCAGCCGCCGAGGAUAUGAACGCUCACGCUCACGAUCCUAUUCACCACCAAGACAAAACUCGCGAGAAGUUUUGGAAGAGAGAAGGUUGAAAUUUAAAUGAGUCAAGAACAGAAAAUGUGAAAACAGCUCAGAAAAGGAAAGCCGCAGCUCAGAAAACAGAAAAAUCGUACGGUCGGUUUGUCGUGAAAAGGGGGAAAGUUCAUUCACUGAGAAAAGGUGUCAAUCCGAAGAGGUCGCGUUGAAAAUUAACAACUCAACCGCUACCACGUUCGAUGUCGGCAAGCGCAGCACUCAAAAUUAUUUUCCAAGCUUCUGAGAACGGAAGAUUAAAGCUUUCUUCUGAUGUGGAGUGAUUGAUUCGAGCAUCAUUCGCUCUGAUUGAAUUGAUCGAAAUCCAGUAAGUAGGGAUCUAAGGCAGUGCAGUUUGUAUGAACUGACAUUUUACGUUGGUUUGGAUUUACACUUCUUGACGGAAUGUACUGAAACAAUCUACCAUAAACAGACGGUAUAUGGACACCUAUAUCAUGUAUUAUUUCUGCUUCUCAAGGGUCUGGCAGCUGUGAUAAGGUCCAACUCUGUACUGUUCUUUGACCGUGAAGUUUGUUGGGACCGACUUGCAAUUGUUAGAAGAGAAAAAUUAAGUACACUCGACUGAACAGAGGUUCAUCGUACCGUGUGCACGGAUCCAUGCAGAAAUAAAUCAGUCGGAGGAUCGUCGUUCACAAUCAGCUCCGCCUCACGGUCCCAGUUGAUACAUUGAAGCCGCCCGCCUUUCAAACCAGUCAUUCGAAGCAAACAAAAUAUUAAUAUAAUGUCAAGCUGAAAUUGACAAACGUCGUGCACGCGUGAAGCAGGAUGUAUAAUCGAUAUCUAUUUGUAAUGAUAGCCACUCAAUCUCAGCCACCCUUUGUCUGUUCCGUUUAUCUUUUCAAUUUUUCGUUUUUUGAAUAGACUUUAUUGUCCUUAA
Messenger RNA from Daphnia magna, 1848 nucleotides. Its product is annotated as transformer-2 protein homolog alpha. The transcript has 7 exons. Lineage: Eukaryota; Metazoa; Arthropoda; Branchiopoda; Diplostraca; Daphniidae. Bases 160 to 981 code for a protein of 273 amino acids. Gene Ontology annotation, cellular component: spliceosomal complex. Gene Ontology annotation, molecular function: RNA binding. The record is from RefSeq and is a predicted model, not a curated record. Gene Ontology annotation, biological process: positive regulation of mRNA splicing, via spliceosome.